GGCCUUAGAGUUGCCCAAGCCCCUGGGUGACGCCUCCCCGGGGACCCUCCCCUUCUGGGGCGCGUCAUUCUCCCUGCCCCCGGGUCCGACCCGGGCGGCUUCUCGCACGCCCGCCCGGGACGAGUCUCAGCCACCUGCUCCGGAGCCCGGGCGCCCGGCGCCCAUGGAGCCGCCCGCCGGCAAUGCCAGCUAUGCCAGCUGCGAGAACGGCUCCCUGAUCACCCUAUACUGCUCCUCCCAGCAAGUCCUGUGCCAGAUCAUCGGUGACCUCAACCCCCAGGCGCCCAGCAAUGUCACCUCUAUCAGUUGGCAUGAGAAAUUCACGAAGUACUACAGCUUCUACGUCGGCCUGGGUCUGGCCUUCCUGUCCAGCUUCCUAAUCGGCAGCAGCGUUAUCCUCAAGAAGAAAGGCCUCCAGCGUCUGGUGGCCUCGGGGGCCACUCGGGCUGUGGACGGAGGCUAUGGCUACCUGAAGGACUCCAUGUGGUGGGCCGGGUUUCUCACCAUGGCUGCUGGAGAAAUCGCCAACUUCGGGGCCUACGCAUUCGCUCCUGCGACAGUCAUCACACCUCUGGGAGCGCUGAGUGUCCUCAUCAGUGCCAUCCUUUCCUCCUAUUUCCUGGGAGAGAGCCUGAACCUGCUGGGGAAGCUGGGCUGUGUGAUCUGUGUGACCGGCAGCACAGUGAUGGUGAUACAUGCCCCCGAGGAGGAGAAGGUCACCACUGUCAUUGAGAUGGCUGCCAAGAUGAAAGACACAGGGUACAUCGUGUUUGCUGUGCUGCUGCUGGUCUUCUGCCUCAUCCUCAUCUUCGUUGUCGCCCCACGCUACGGACAAAGGAACAUCCUCGUCUACAUUGUCAUCUGCUCUGUGAUCGGGGCCUUCUCGGUGUCUGCCGUCAAGGGUCUGGGCAUCACCAUCAAGAACUUCUUCCAGGGGCUGCCCGUGGUGCGGCACCCGCUCCCCUACAUCCUGUCCCUCAUCCUCGCCCUCUCGCUCAGCACUCAGGUCAACUUCCUCAACAGGGCCCUGGACAUCUUCAACACGUCCCUGGUGUUCCCCAUCUACUACGUGUUCUUCACCACCAUCGUGGUCACCUCCUCCAUCAUCCUCUUCAAGGAGUGGCACAGCAUGUCCGCCGUGGACAUCGUGGGCACCCUCUCGGGCUUCGUCACCAUCAUCUUGGGCGUGUUCAUGCUUCAUGCUUUCAGAGACCUGGACAUGAGCCAGACACGCUUGCCUCACAUGCACAAAACCCCCACCCCCGCCCCCGCCCCCGAGCCCACCGUUAUCAGACUCGAAGACAAGAAUGUCCUCGUGGACAAUAUAGAACUCUCCAGGAACUCCUCACCAGAAGAGAAGCCCAAAGUAUUUAUCGUCCAUUCUUAGCUCAGGGAUCCCGAGUGAGGAUGAGCCCCGUGGUGCAACCUGGCUUCCUGGCGUGGGGAGUUAUAUUCGGCACAGCUGUCACCGAUGGGCUCUCUUCGCUGAGAUGUUCAUUUAUACCUCAUCGCUGUUUCCAGAAGGAAAACCCGUACCCAGUGUGUGGUGGGGACAGAACUUCUUGGGAUCACAGCUUCAGUGACCAAGCGCCCUGCUUAUACUGCUGCCAGGGGGACCCCUGAAACUCCCUUCCCACGUGUUUCCUGGGUGCCAUCUGUAUGUGGGUGGAAGAAGACAGAAUCUGACCUGUUGAAUGUAGCCCAGUCUAAGGACUUCCCUGAGAUGUUGGUCGACAGGAAAUCCUCAGCGCCAUUCUCCUGAGACUAACUCGCCAUUCCUCAGCCCAAAGACUGGCUCAGGGCCAUCGCCAUGCCUCCCUGUCCAGAGACACAGCUAAGGAAAAAUGUCUUGCUGCUUUCGCUGCUUCCUCUUUCUUUGGAGACAGAAGUAAGACCUCAACUGACCUUCUUACUGUGAAAGUCACCUGGUAUCUCAGGGAAACAUUUUCACCAGCCCCACUCUCCAAGAACUCCAGUGGGAGGG
Pipistrellus kuhlii (Kuhl's pipistrelle) is the source of this 1984-nucleotide messenger RNA. RefSeq names its product NIPA like domain containing 4 (gene NIPAL4). The record is from RefSeq and is a predicted model, not a curated record. Gene Ontology annotation, molecular function: magnesium ion transmembrane transporter activity. The transcript has 8 exons. Lineage: Eukaryota; Metazoa; Chordata; Mammalia; Chiroptera; Vespertilionidae. Gene Ontology annotation, cellular component: membrane. Gene Ontology annotation, biological process: magnesium ion transport. Bases 164 to 1387 code for a protein of 407 amino acids.